Messenger RNA from Cydia pomonella (codling moth), 3763 nucleotides. RefSeq names its product venom serine protease Bi-VSP-like (gene CLIP4). The record is from RefSeq and is a predicted model, not a curated record. Gene Ontology annotation, molecular function: serine-type endopeptidase activity. Bases 181 to 2673 code for a protein of 830 amino acids. Lineage: Eukaryota; Metazoa; Arthropoda; Insecta; Lepidoptera; Tortricidae. The transcript has 9 exons. Gene Ontology annotation, biological process: proteolysis.
CCUCCGGUCCCUCAGUACCUUCACGGCUACCAAACCGUCUUGACAGACAAUUUAUGUAUACAAUUUAAAAUUAACUUCAUAACCUUCAAUUAAAGUUCAAAGUUGUGCGUGCGUGUUUUUCUACCGAACUUUUUAUCAAGUGUUGGUUAGUUGAGGCGAGACCUCCAGACGGAGUGUACGAUGGCGAAGUUGCUCUGUGUGUGUUUGUUUAUGUGUGUGCAAAUAGUGUUUUGUCAGUUUGGGUUCUUCCCAUCGCGAGACAACCGAGGGUUCAGCCAAAGUCUUCUAGACCCUUCCAGAAUAAGGCACAGGAUCCAGAAUAUUCUACAUAUCCAGCCUCAGAACUCCAACAACAAUCCGCCCUAUGGCAAUCCCACAGACGAAUACGGCAGACCCAUAUAUGACUACAGCCGACCAAAUUACGAUUAUGGCAGACCAAAUUACGAAUACAGUAGACCGAAUCAAUUUGGGAUACCUAACCAGAAUCAAUAUUAUGAUGAAAACCAAUAUGGCUUCCAGAAUCCAGUAAAUCAAAACAAUUUCCAAUAUCCGCAAAGUCCAACUGGCUUUAAUACUCCACCGCCACAAGGCGAAUCUAUAAAUACUAAUGGCAAUAGUUUCCAGAAUCCACCCAGUCAAAAUGGGUUCCAAAAUCCGCCUAGCCAAAAUGGUUUACCUUAUUCCAGUCAAGUUGGCUUUCCUACUGCAACAAAGAAUGAAUUCCCUAAUACCAAUGAAAACGGCUUUCAAAAUCCACCAAAUCAAAAUGGGUUCCAAAAUCCGCCAAGCCAAAAUGGUUUCCCUGAUUCCAGUCAAGUUGGAUUUCCUACUGCACCACCAAAGAAUGAAUUCCCUAAUACCAAUGAAAACGGGUUUCAAAGUCUACCAAGUCAAAAUGGAUUCCAAAAUCCGCCAAGCCCGAAUGAUUUCCCUGAUUCCGGUCAAGCUGGAUUUCCUACUGGACCAAAGAACGAACUCCCUAAUACCAAUGAAAACGGCUUUCUAAAUCCACCAACUCAAAAUGGAUUCCAAAAUCCACCGAGCCAGAAUGGUUUCCCUGAUUCCAGUCAGGUUGGAUUUCCUACUGCACCACCAAAGAAUGAAUUCCCUAAUACCAAUGAAAAUGGUUUUCAAAGUCCACCAAGUCAAAAUGGAUUCCAAGACCAGCCAAGCCAAAGUAGUCCUCAAAAUGAGCCCAACCCAGUUGGUUUCCCUGAUAGAAGCGGGUUUGAAGAUAGUCCAAAGAGUGAUAUAAAUUUAAACGCACCCAAAGAAGCCAAACAAAAUGAAGACACUCUUAUUGUGAUACCUGGGAACACGGUGCCAAAUGAAGAUGCUUUUGUCUUUAAUGGGCCUAGUAACGCUGUAGCAUUCCCUGAUUCACAGAAGGAUAAAACUCCUGCUUUUACUGAAGCUACAGAGCAAACUCCUAAAGUUACUGAAGAAUCUUCAACUACUGAAUCUACUACAGCAUCGGUAAAAACAACACUGCCACCCUUGACUCCAGUGUCAGCGGACUCAAGAAACAAUUUCAACUUUGGACCGAGCGGCAUCUUCCAGGAAACCUGUACAACCGUAGACAAUGAGGUGGGCAGCUGUAUCUCAGUCACUGAUUGCCAACCCUACUUGAAGCUGAUUCAGGAGUCGAGGAGCAACCCUAAUGCGUUGCGGCUGUUACGUCAAGCGCAUUGUGGCUUCCAGGGAAAUAAUCCCAAGGUCUGUUGCCCUCGCCCCGGCAUACCAACCGGUCCACCCCCUCUUCCCUCCACCGAGCCUACUCCAGCGCCCACCCCGCCGACAGAGCCUACUCCGAGCCCAGCGCCUAAAGAACUGGAGCCGCAGUUAGAAGCAGUGACGUUACCAGAGGCCCCGGUGUGUGGAGUCAGCAAUGCGUCUUUCAGCAGGGUUGUUGGAGGCAUUCCUGCUAAGUUGGGUGACUUCCCCUGGAUGGCGCUGCUGGGCUACAAGGAGCGGCGCGCAGGAGCCGGCGCACGCUGGCUCUGCGGAGGAUCGCUCAUAUCUGCCCGCCACGUUUUAACGGCUGCCCAUUGCAUACAUACCAGGGAAAAUGAUCUCUACCUUGUCCGCCUGGGAGAGCUGGACCUCGCCCGUGACGAUGAGGGCGCGACUCCCGUGGACGUGCUCAUCAAAACCCUAGUCAAACACCAGGAGUACAGUCCCAAGUCUUUCACGAAUGACAUCGGCAUCCUCGUUCUAUCUCGCAACGUGCAGUUUACAAACUUGAUCCAGCCCAUCUGUAUCCCGCGCAGCGGCGACCUGCGCUCACGCAGCUACGAGAACUACACGCCGCUCAUUGCCGGGUGGGGUGACACGGAGUUCCGUGGUCCGUCCGCCACACACCUCCAAGUGCUACAACUGCCCGUUCUCAGCAACGACUUCUGCGCUCAAGCAUACUCAGCGUACAAGGCGCAAGUGAUUGAUCAACGCGUGCUGUGCGCCGGCUUCAAGAAGGGAGGGAAGGACGCCUGCCAGGGGGACAGUGGAGGGCCGCUCAUGCAGCCUAUUUACAACAGCGAAACGCGAACCACAUUCUUCUACCAGAUCGGCGUAGUGUCCUACGGGAAGAAAUGUGCCGAGGCGGGCUUCCCUGGCGUGUACACUAGGGUCACCAAUUUCGUGCCCUGGAUAGAAGAGACUGUGGCGAAUAAUUGAACCGAUAGGAAGUAGUAAUUAGCAACUACACUCCAUGAAUGUUUUGCGGGAUAAAUGUUUGACCAGAAAGUAAAGAGCUAUAUACAGAGAGUUGAGUAUAUAUGUAUAGUGUAUUCACAAAGGGCGGAAUGGGAUAGGCUAUUAAACUAAUAGUUAAUAGUGCGUUACUUGAUUCCAUGUAUACAACGAUCGUCCGUGAAUCGCUAAUAUCAUAAUCAAAUUGGCAGUUUAAUUCCCUGGGGUACAAAGGCUAAAAACUGCAAUAAAACUACAUUUGCCUCGGGAUAGUUUUUUUAGCACUCUGUUAUAGGGAGCGUGCAUGAACUGUAGGAGGCAGCACAGUAGCCGUCAGAUUUUUGGCGCGAGGCGUAAAUGUGAUGUUUUUUGUUCCGAUGUAGCCCACAAGAUGGCAGAACCUACUAUGCACAAGAAAACACGUGAUGUGUACAUGUGCAUGUUUAUGGUUCCGAUUCAGGCCACAAGAUGGCAGACUCUCCAACGCGCACGGUUCCUAUAGCUCUCUGUUCUUUGAUUCUAGAGUACUUAAGUAAUCUAUACCGUUUAUUCAGUUGCAGUAUAAUAAUUUAAACUUAAACUUUUAUAACAUAUACUGUCACGAAAACUAGGCGAAAUUUACGUCAAAUCUCAAAUUCAUAGGUUGUAUAUACAAUAGUUAUAAUGUUAUUAUGUUUUAUGAGUCAUACAUAGGAGUGUAUGUGUAAUAUUAUUGAACUUGCAAUUCGUAUCUUGUGAAAAGGAACUUAACAAAUUCGAUUAAGGCCAUUAUUUAAUCCAACGUUAAAAUAGAAAAGCUAUCAUAUUUUUUACUUCAUACCUAUUAAAUGUUUAUAUUGUGUCCACAAUAUAAGAUUAAAAAUUAUCUAUAUUUCUAUCCAGUAUUUUUGACUGUAAAUCAAUACAUUAUAAUUGUUUGUUAUAAUAAUAUUUAUUUAUUAGUAUAAGUAGGCAUUUAAAUUAAGCUUAUGUGUAGUAAGGUAGCUUGUGUGUAGCUUUAAUUUAGGUUUUUUUUAUGAAAUCAGGAUUUAUGUUUAUGCACUCAGUGAUAUUAAAGUUUAUUUUAUAAAUAUAA